AUGGAUGUUAUUCUUCUAGUCUGCCAGACAUACGGACAAGAAGUCGCCAAGUUAAACUUAGAUGAAUAUAACAAGAAAAAGCCAAAUAUCUAUGAUGCGAAGAAACACGAAGCAAAAUACUGGAAAAGAAGACUAUGGGCUACCUUUGGUUCAAUACCCUCAGUGUUUCCAACCGACCGUGAAAAGAUUACCUAUGUAUAUCACAGAACUCAAGGAUAUCAUCAAAAACAAAUUAAAGAGAUUGUGGAAGAGCCAGUUAAGAAUAGGACGUUUGAUUACAUGUUUUUACAAGUUAUCGAAAAUGACCCAAACAAUUUCUAG
This is a messenger RNA of Schizosaccharomyces octosporus yFS286, 321 nucleotides long. RefSeq lists its product as uncharacterized. Bases 1 to 321 code for a protein of 106 amino acids. The record is from RefSeq and is a predicted model, not a curated record. NCBI's taxonomy places the organism in Eukaryota, Fungi, Ascomycota, Schizosaccharomycetes, Schizosaccharomycetales, Schizosaccharomycetaceae. The transcript has a single exon.